CCAUCGGCGAAGAGGAGACCGGCCCACGCAACAAAAUAAAUGCUAUCAGUCACAACUAUCAGUAAAGGCAGCACUGAAAAUCCAAAUAUGGCACAGAAACCUCUAUACACCAUACCAAUAAACGAUAGACCUCCCCAUGGUCCCUGGACAUCCAAAAUACUCUUUCCAGUCAUUUUUACCCUCGCCCAAUUAAGUAUCAACUCUGCUCAAUUUUUGCUCGUACCAUUACUCUUAGUGCCCUUUGUGGGGAAGCGACUUUUCUCUCGCGCUAUUGGAUGGACUAAGGAUGGAUAUGGACGACUUCGUGAGUGUCACUCCACUGUUUGACCUGAUAGCAAUGCAGUUAUUGCGAUCACUGUUCUCUUCGGACCGACGCAGUUUGCAAUCACCACCGACACGCCGCCGCCUCACGGCCAAACCCUUGUCGAACGCGAUAUGAAUGGACAAGUUGUAAAGAUAAACCUACCUGACCGUUUGGUGAUCAUGGCCAACCACCAAGCGUACCUGGACUGGAUAUACAUCUGGAUCCUUGCAUGUUAUGCUGGACAUUCGGCGGGGCUGAUCAUUUUGUUGAAGGCCAGUCUCAAGAAUAUUCCAGUGAUAGGAUGGGGCAUGCGUUUUUUCAAUUUCAUUUUUCUUAGGCGGUCUUGGGUCGCCGAUAGAGACAACCUAACGUUGGCCUUAAGACAAUUAGGCCAAGAAGCACAGUCUGGCCAAGAGAACUCCGAAACGGCGACAUUACUUCCUUUGAGGAAGAGGUCGCCUCUUUGGCUUCUCAUUUUUCCAGAAGGAACCAUCAUCAGCGAUGAAGAGCGGGUCAAAAGCAUCAAAUAUGCCAAAAAGGAAGGCGUUGAUGAUUUCGCAACCUUGUUGCAUCCGCGAUCGACAGGACUUUUAUUUUGUUUGAGGACAUUGUUACCCCAGAUUCCCGAUCUUAAUUUGUUAGAUAUUACGAUAGGCUACCCAGGAGUGCCGUUUGGAAACUAUCCGCAGAAUUGGUAUGGGCUAUUCUCUGUAUUCCUUAAAUCCGUACCGCCUCCCACGGUAUACUUACACCUACACGUCUAUUCCCAUCUUGGAGAACCCGAAUGCAAAAUACCGUCUCUCGUGCCCAGGCGAUCAUCAAAUGUCUCAGGGCUGUCUACAGAUUCGGGCUUAGCAAAUGCGGAAGAAGCUCGCGCUUUUGAACUUUGGCUACGCAAUUUAUGGACAGCGAAAGAGAGGCGCAUGGAACAAUUUUACGAGUCUCAACGAUUUGGCGGCCCUUGUGACAUAGUGCCAAUUCAACAAAUCAAAUGGUAUCACUGGAUAUCUGCAAUUGGAGGUGGUGGGCUUGGGACUGUAGUUCUUCUUGCGUUUUGUAUUUGGUUUGCGGUGUGCAGAUGAUAAAUCUGUUGAUGGAUUACGCGGAGCUACUGUUGUAUGCCACUCCACACAUAUGAUGUACCUGUUCCCGUCUUCCUGUAGCAUGUCAAACGUA
Cryptococcus deneoformans JEC21 is the source of this 1480-nucleotide messenger RNA. RefSeq names its product acyltransferase, putative. Gene Ontology annotation, molecular function: acyltransferase activity. The transcript is spliced from 7 exons. Gene Ontology annotation, cellular component: endomembrane system. Bases 436 to 1386 code for a protein of 316 amino acids. Lineage: Eukaryota; Fungi; Basidiomycota; Tremellomycetes; Tremellales; Cryptococcaceae. The record is from RefSeq and is a predicted model, not a curated record.